UUUUCAAGGAUUAGAAGUAUUUAUACGUUAGAAGAGAAAAAAACGAUGGUUGUCCAAGGAGAUAUUGUUUGUGUUACGGGCGCAUCUGGCUUCAUUGGCUCAUGGCUUAUCAAGAGACUCCUUGAACGUGGCUACCUUGUUCGAGCCACUGUUCGAGACCCUGAUAACUUGAAAAAAGUGCAACAUUUGUUAGAUUUGCCAUGCGCAAAAACUCAAUUGACACUAUGGAAAGGAGACCUUAAUGAAGAAGGUAGCUUUGAUGAAGCUAUUAGUGGCUGUUCUGGAGUUUUUCAUGUUGCCACCCCUAUGGAUUUUGAAUCCAAGGAUCCUGAGAAUGAAAUAAUUAGACCUACUAUAAAUGGUAUGUUAGACAUAAUGAAAUCAUGCGUGAAGGCAAAUAUCCAAAGGCUGAUAUUCACAUCAUCUGCUGGAACUGUCAAUGUUGAAGAAAUUCAAAAACCUAUUUAUGAUGAAAAUUGUUGGAGUGACAUUGAAUUUUGCCGCUCUAAAAAGAUGACUGGUUGGAUGUAUUUUGUAUCAAAAACAUUGGCAGAACAAGCUGCUUGGAAGUUUGCUACUGAAAAUAAUUUUAAUUUCAUCAGUAUUAUUCCACCUCUUGUGGUCGGACCUUUUUUAACUCCAACAUUGCCUCCUAGUCUCAUAACUGCGUUAUCUCCUAUUACUAGAAAUGAAGGUCACUAUUCAAUUAUAAAGCAAGGACAAUUUGUGCACUUGGAUGACCUUUGCAUGGCUCAUAUAUUCUUGUAUGAGCAUCCUGAUGCCAAGGGACGUUAUAUUGCUUCAGCUUGUGACGCUACCAUCUACGAUAUUGCCAAAUUGUUGAGGGACGAAUAUCCAGACUACAAUAUACCUACCAAAUUUAAAGACUUUGAAGAGGUUAUGGAGAUUGUGCAUUUUUCUUCCAAGAAGUUGUUGGACUUAAACUUCAAGUUCAAGUAUGAAUUAAAAGACAUGUACAAAGAAGCUAUUGAGAGUUGUAGGGCUAAAGGGCUUCUUCCUCCUCCCUUAGCAAAUGAAACUUAUGAGAAUUAUACCACUAAGCUUGAAGCAUCUAAUAAUAACUUAAGCAUAGGUCAAGUUUCUUAAUAUGUUAUGCAAUUUAGCAAGAAUGAAAAUGGAAUAUUUAAUUUAGCAAAUUAAGCCCUAAUUAGUAGGAAUUACUACUUAUUAAUAAUCUUUUUGAAGACCUUAUUAUGUUAAUUAAUGUGUUGUUGUGAAGUUAUUAUUUAGUAAUUGCUAAACUUUCUUGCAUUGUAUAAUGUUAAAUGUUUUAUUCAAAUAAUAACAUUAAUUAAGACCAAA
Molecule: messenger RNA, 1323 nt
Organism: Amaranthus tricolor (Joseph's coat)
Lineage: Eukaryota; Viridiplantae; Streptophyta; Magnoliopsida; Caryophyllales; Amaranthaceae
Product: dihydroflavonol 4-reductase
Exons: 6
Coding region: 46-1107 (353 amino acids)
Biological process (GO): anthocyanin-containing compound biosynthetic process
Molecular function (GO): dihydroflavanol 4-reductase activity
Source: RefSeq, a predicted model, not a curated record